Molecule: messenger RNA, 1753 nt
Organism: Belonocnema kinseyi
Lineage: Eukaryota; Metazoa; Arthropoda; Insecta; Hymenoptera; Cynipidae
Gene: Dbp80
Product: DEAD-box helicase Dbp80
Exons: 8
Coding region: 294-1718 (474 amino acids)
Biological process (GO): poly(A)+ mRNA export from nucleus
Cellular component (GO): cytoplasmic stress granule; nucleus
Molecular function (GO): ATP binding; RNA binding; RNA helicase activity
Source: RefSeq, a predicted model, not a curated record
GUAAAGCAGAAACUUAUGAGAGUGAAAGAGAUAAAUACAUCUUUCUAUCUCUUUCACUCUCAUUAAUUUCUACUGUAACGCCGACAUUUUCUGCCCUCAUGGAACUGUACCUUCAUAGUAGAGUGCCGUACUCAUAAUUAGCACCCCUGCCCUGUAACCUCGACAGUUAACAAGAUCUCUCUUAUGUUGUUUUGGUGCAAAAAUAACCAUUUUGCUACAUAUUUGUCCCAAAUAUAUGAGUUUAUUGUCACUUUCGUCAUAGAAAUAUUUUGUUGAUCAACAUUUAUGUCAAAAUGUCUUCAGUGAAAGUCGAUUGGGGUAAAUAUGCGGAAGAGCAAGAGAAGUUAGCUUCGCAGGUAACAGCUUUAAGCAUAGAAAGGGAAAUUGCAACGAACAAUGUAGCUGAUUCCAAAAGAGAUAACGGUGCAGAAGAGCAAAUUUCGCCAGCAGAAAAAUCUCUUUUACAAAAGAUCAUUCGCAAAGGUCUUGUUGAAACGACAAAAGACAUCGAGGUUCAAAGGAAGGAUCCAUCAUCUCCUUUAUACAGUAUCAAAUCAUUUGAAGCCCUUCACUUGAAAGCUGAACUUUUGCGAGGUGUGUAUGCUAUGGGCUUCAAUGCACCUUCGAAAAUCCAGGAGACUGCACUUCCGACGCUUCUUGCCGAUCCACCUCAAAAUAUGAUAGCUCAAUCUCAGUCUGGAACUGGUAAAACGGCAGCAUUUGUUUUAGCCAUGCUCAGUAGAGUAGACAGUUCGAAGCCUUAUCCUCAAGUUUUAUGUUUAUCUCCCACUUAUGAACUAGCAGUUCAAACUGGUGAAGUUGCUUCUAAGAUGUCACAGUUUUGCCCUGAAAUAAACAUGAAAUACGCAGUCAGAGGAGAAGAAAUACAGCGAGGGACAAAAAUCGAGGAUCACAUUAUAAUAGGGACACCAGGAAAAGUUCUGGAUUGGGCAAUUAAAUUUAAAUUUUUUGAUCUGAACAAAAUCAUUGUUUUUGUUUUGGACGAAGCAGACGUCAUGAUUGCUACACAAGGACAUCAAGAUCAAUGUAUACGUAUUCACAAGUCCCUUCCACGAACAUGCCAGAUGAUGUUUUUCUCAGCCACCUACGAAGCAGCAGUAAUGGAGUUUGCCGAAAUUAUAGUCCCUAAUCCUUUGAUAAUUCGAUUAUUGAGAGAAGAGGAAAGCCUUGAUAACAUUAAACAAUACUACGUCAGAUGUAAAAAUAUAGAUGAAAAAUAUACAGCUAUUACAAAUAUUUACGGUGUAAUAACAAUUGGGCAAGCUAUCAUCUUCUGCCAUACCAGGAAGACAGCAAGCUGGCUAGCAGAUAAUAUGACAAAAGACGGACAUGCAGUGGCCAUACUGUCUGGGGAUUUGACGGUUCAACAAAGGAUUGAGGUUUUGGAUAGAUUCAGAAAUGGUCUUGAAAAAGUUCUGAUUACGACAAAUGUUCUGGCAAGAGGUAUUGACGUCGAACAAGUGACAAUCGUUGUGAAUUUUGAUUUACCCAUGGAUCAGAAUCGAAAAGCAGAUUGUGAAACUUAUUUGCACCGAAUAGGAAGGACAGGAAGGUUUGGAAAGUCUGGCAUAGCCAUAAAUUUAGUAGAUAGUGAACAGUCUAUGCAAUUGUGCAAAACCAUAGAAGAGCAUUUUGGUAAAAAAAUUCAUUACUUGGACGCUGAGGAUGCCGAUGAAAUUGAAAAAAUUGGUGCAUAAUACUUUGUUUAAGUUAAAAACAUUUGUAUACGUAA